This is a messenger RNA of Temnothorax curvispinosus, 435 nucleotides long. RefSeq lists its product as uncharacterized. The record is from RefSeq and is a predicted model, not a curated record. NCBI's taxonomy places the organism in Eukaryota, Metazoa, Arthropoda, Insecta, Hymenoptera, Formicidae. The annotation marks the transcript as partial. The transcript has a single exon.
AUGCUCUUAAAGCGCCGCCAUUCUGUAAAUGACAAAAUUCACACUCCACGACAUCCUGUCACUAUCCCUUACAUUAAGGGUUGCAGUGAGAGUAUUUGUAAAGCCCUGAGGAACAAAGGAUUCGACGUGGUUUAUACAGUUUCCAAAAAACUCGAUCGUAUUAUUAAUAGCGGCAAGGAUAGACUGGCAAGCGUGAAACGCACUGAGCUUGUAUAUGAGAUCAAUUGUCUGAAUUGCGAGGCAUGUUACAUCGGACAGACCAAAAGAAAUUUGGAGACGAGAAUCAAGGAACAUCGUGCGGAUAUUAAAAAGCAUCCCAGUAAUCAUUCUGUAGUUAGCAAGCAUAAGACCUCUUGGAAUCACAAUUUUAAUUGGUCUCGUACCAAGGUUCUACAUAGCGAGAAACACUUUAAAAAGAGAGAGAUAGCCGAAAUG